This is a messenger RNA of Phragmites australis (common reed), 3604 nucleotides long. RefSeq names its product WAT1-related protein At5g45370-like. Gene Ontology annotation, molecular function: transmembrane transporter activity. Gene Ontology annotation, cellular component: plasma membrane. Bases 96 to 1325 code for a protein of 409 amino acids. The record is from RefSeq and is a predicted model, not a curated record. NCBI's taxonomy places the organism in Eukaryota, Viridiplantae, Streptophyta, Magnoliopsida, Poales, Poaceae. The transcript is spliced from 7 exons.
ACGCGAAAGCAAAGCAACCGCCGCGGACCGGAGGGGAACACGUAAGACCAGCGGCCGGUCCACUCACCAGUUGCCGCCGCCGCCCUCGGGAGGAGAUGGAGGGAGACGAGGAGGCGGUGGAGAUGAAGCAGGGGACGCUGCUGCAGCGGUGGUCGUCGUCGGUGUGGGGGGUGAGCGGCAGCGGGCGGCUGGUGUGGGCGCACAACGAGGCAUGGCGGGCGCACGCCGGGAUGGCCUUCGUCCAGAUCGCCUACGGCGGGUACCACGUCCUCACCAAGUCCGUCCUCAACGUCGGCAUGAACCAGAUCGUCUUCUGCGUCUACCGCGACCUCGUCGCCCUCGCGCUCCUCGCGCCCAUCGCCUUCCUCCGCGAGAGAGGGGUGCGGCGCCCGGUGACCCCUCAGCUCCUCGCAUCCUUUGCUCUUCUUGGCUUCACUGGGAUCUUUGGGAACCAGCUCCUCUUCCUCCUCGGCCUCAGCUACACCAACGCCUCCUACGCCGCGGCUUUCCAGCCCGCUAUACCGGUGUUCACAUUUCUCUUGGCUGCAAUCGUCGGUGUUGAGGUGAUCAACAUCUUCACGAAAGACGGCAUAGUCAAAGUUCUUGGCACAGCCGUGUGCGUCUCCGGCGCCGUUCUGAUGGUUUUCUAUAGAGGCCCGUCCUUGAUUGGCAUGGGAGGCACCAAUGCAGCAGAUGAAAAUGUUCUGGCCGGCACAUGGAGUAGCAAUGCCUAUCCUGCUCAGUGGUUGACCACAGCCAUGCUCCGAUAUGGUGUGGAAACAUGGCAUCUUGGGGUUGUGUGCCUUAUAGGAAAUUGCUUCCUGAUGGGUGCUUAUCUAGUCAUACAGGCUCCGGUGCUGAUAAAAUACCCUGCAAGCUUAUCCUUGACUGCUUACUCCUAUUCUUUUGCCACCUUCUUUAUGGUGUUAACUGGGCUACUCGCAUCCAAUGGGCUACACGAGUGGGCGCUGACAACAACCGAGAUCAUAGCUAUUUUAUAUGCUGGAAUUAUCGCAUCUUGCCUGAACUACGCAAUCAUGACUUGGGCAAACAAAAUUCUGGGACCUUCUCUAGUUGCCCUGUACAAUCCGCUCCAACCAGCAUGUUCAACUUUGCUCUCAACUAUUUUUCUUGGAACCCCAAUUUAUGUUGGAAGCGUUAUUGGGGGAGUCUUCAUCAUUGCCGGUCUUUACCUGGUUACUUGGGCUCGAUACAAUGAAGCACAGCGGGUGCUGACUGUUGGUUAUUUGGAUCCUCUUCUCGUGGAGGAUCCACCAGCCUCCAAGGCACAGGGAAGUUCCUCCAGUGGUUCCAUGGAUCCUUAGACCUCAGAGGGGAAGAAGGAUUGUCUUGAUCAAUUGUUUUUUCUAGGACAGCAGCAGCGGAUUUAUUUCAUGUAUUAGUACCGUUUUUUCCCUAGAGUCAUCCUCUUCAAGAUAUCACAAUAUAAGAAAGCAUGUAAUUACCAUUUCUAGCAUUGAAGUAAGCUCCAUCAUCAGGAAGACGUGCAGGAUACAGAAAAAAAUCAUACACUGAACAUACUGGGUGUCAGCAGUCGUCAAAUUUCCCCCCAGCAUUUGCAGAAGAUACCUUUGGCUAGCAAUGUGCAGUGAUCUCUCCAGUUUCAACAGUUUGAUCUGUACAGGUCCAAGGCUAACAAUAGUAGGAACAACUUCAGCAAUGAAAGGUAUAAUCUCCAUUGUCAACACUGCAGUAUAUCAUAUAUCUGCUUGUAUAAUCUAAGUAAUCUAUUUUCAUCGUAUUGGCAUCAAAACUUGAGAUUAACAACUCACUUUUCAGUGGCAUAUCUAAACUCGAAAAAUAUGCAGAAUCUGUUAUUCUUACUGUAUGGAUUUUGCUAUGAUAACUUUUCUUAACUUGCAUUUAUCUUUUGUGUCAGUAGAUUGUUCAUUUAGGCCUGGGAACUGAAGCUGCAAUACUCUAGAGCUAUUGUUCUUGUGGCAAGACAACUGUUCUUCUGUGGUGGGAUCCAACGUGUUCUCUACAUUCAAGAGAAAAUUAUCACAUUUUGGAACAAUUGGUUGCUGGAGUACUCGUACUGUGUCCUUUUGUUGUAUCUUCUCUGUUUCCGAUCUUGCCUGUGCCUUCGGCUAUGUAAAUUUUAAUACGGUUACAAAUUGAAUUUUCAGAUUACCACCUGGACGUAGAGCAUUGUAAGUCGUAAAUCAGGACUGCGUCAUCCCGAUCCAUUCGGAUCGGCAGAGAAAAUAAUUUAUCUUCCCUUCGCACCCAAACAAGCCUCGAUUGUACCACAUUGGAAUUUUUACUGUACGAACUGGAACAAUGAUGCAUUUUGCAAAUGCAGAAAUACAUGAUACUCUGGUUUGUUCGGAUGCAGUCAAAAGGCUCAAGAGGUGAAGAAAAACAAGUUCACAACUUCAAAUGGGUGUUUCAUGACUUCCAUCUGAUGGUACUAUGUGUCGAAAGGAUGCAGCACUUACUAAUGGGAAAGUUUACCCUGUGCCCCCGCACGUGACAGACGCCGGUGAUGGAGGCCGCCGGGUUAGGGUUCCGGGGCCGCUCUUACCCCCGGACAUAGAAAUUGGGAGGGAGGGAGGCCUAGUGGUGAGGCGGCGGAGGCCGAGAUGGUGGCUGCCAGCAGGGGUGUUGGAGGCUGCCAGGUUAGGGUUCCGGGGGCCGCUCUCUUCCCCGGACGUAGAAAUGGGGAGGGAGGGAGGCCCAACAGUGGGCGGCGGAGGCCGAGAUGGUGGCUGCCGGCAGUGGUGUCACGGCGACCGGGUUAGCAGAGUGCACGGAGGAGGUGGCAGCGGCUGCUGCAGUAACCAAACCUUGGGGGGGGGGGGGUCAUCUCCCUUGGUUCAUCGUUGCAACUAUUGCUACUUCUUAAAGGUGAGAGUUUUUUCAGGUUAUGAAUCACUAACCAUUCUACCUUGUUAUACAGGCACAAAUCUCCUCCCUAGUCACUCACAAAGGCAAAGCAGGUGAAGAUUUAGGCUACACCAACAAAUCAUACGAUACAAAGCAUUUACAGCUGACAAGUUAAAAACUGUCUCAUGAAACCCUGAAAACACUAUCACAAUCCCAAAAGAAGCCCCAAUUCACAAACUUUAUUAAUUGCCACUAAAACAAAGUGAACAAGCAACAGAUUUCUGCCAUAGUUUGAGGAGCUUCGAUCAACAUCAACAGUACUAGCAACCAUCGCCGGCAUCACAGCGCAGCAACACAUAAAUAACACGUCUAUCACACAACACAUGUAGCAGAAGUAAUGUAAACCACGACCAGCAACAGCAGCAGCAGACUAGUAGUACACCGCAUGCCGACGGGGCGGCGGCGGCAGUAGGAGUUAGAUUGGACGGAUAGAUCACGGAUCGGAUGAAAUUAAGGGAGUUACCCCAAGUAGCUACUUCUUGAGGCUGCCGCGGAUACCGGGCUUGGGCUUGGAGUUGGAGGUGGUGGCCUCCACGGCCGCGGGGGCGGCGGCACCGGAGGUGGAGGAGUGGAGGUUGAGGAGCUUCUCCGGCUCGAAGGGGAGCUUGGGGUGGCGCGCCUCGUGGUGGAUCUGCAUGGACUUGAUGUCGGGCGCGGAGGUGCGGCAGAGCGGGCACGCCAGCUUCGCAUGGCC